GCGGUUGAAGAAAGGAAAGCGCUUGAAUUCCAGGCAGCACACGCGUCUAUUGAAUUCCGAGUAAAAGCAAAGAUCCCGAGAAUCUGUUGACGGAAUGUUGUGUUUACUGGCAGAUUUGAGUUACGAGCCUCUUAUAAAGGACACGGACCUUACGCUAGUUGCCCAGUAUUAUUGGCGCUUCUAUGGUACCAAGAUAUCCAAGGAAAAUAUAUAGAGAGAAAGAGGUGGAAGAAUUGAAAGAUAUUUUGGAAUAACAGUUAUUGCUACAGUUGGUGUCCACGGGAAGUUCUCUUGAAGUUUUUAACAAUGCGUUUUUGGACCGUCGCCACGGUACUUCUAGUCGUGGGACUAGUGAUUACCGAUGUGUCGGCUAGGAAAUCCAAUCGGGACAGAAAGACAGCUAAAACUGGAAAGCAGAAGCAGAAUGAUUUUCAUGCAAGUCGGCAGAAAGAUUUCUGUGUAUUCCGUAGAGAACGAGUCGAUGAGGUCUUGAAAAGGGAAAAGAAAGCAAAGCAGAUUCUUCAUUCGAAAGAGAGAAAGAGACGUUCGAUCGAAGAUAAAGAACCAACGUACGAGAGAAAAGAACAUCUGGCUGUUACAAAAGAUACCGAACCACCAGUAGAUAAGGAGCAAAGUUCAGGGAAAAGUGAAGUCAAGCAGGUUGACCACCAAUUACGGAAUAGGAAGACGGAAACGCACGAGAAAUUUGUAAAAGUUGAGAAACUACGAAAGUCCAAGACGAUUGUGGAGGACGCACUGGGUGGCACUGAAGAUUAUUUACCAAAUGGCCAAAAACCUGUGGGGAAGAGAAAUUUGGAAAAACCUUCGAAAACUGACAAACCCGACACUCGGCCCGAGGUACAGGUUGUGCGUUCGAGUUUGAAGAAAGAUAAGGGAAAAAGUGAAAAAUCUAAAGUAACCAAAAAGGAUGAAACUACAGAGGUCGAGGAGGAAGCCAUUGAGGCAGUUAAAACUGUGGUGGAAAGAAUGAAAGACAAAGAAAUGGAAGAAAGCUCAUGCGUGGAUGGUGACUUUACGUGUAAUGACGAGGUGGAGGUUAAAAAUUCAAAAAAAUCCACUUGCAACGAGAAUGUUAUGCAAGAACGGGUCCAGAAGGAAGAUGUAGAAGAAUUUGAGAACUGUACAAAAAGUUUAAAAUCCAAAAGAGAUAAAUACACUGAGAAGAAGCAAAAAGAACGCUGCAAGUCUUAAUGAAAUUGAACGAAUGGCUGUUUUCAAGAAUAAAAAGUAUUCUCGAAUCCUAAUGUAGUUGGCAGUAUAAGGAUUUGAAGAGAUCCUUCAUAUUUACAACACAUUUUUUAAAUUGAUAAUUCCCUAAAAAAAUGUUACCUUAGCUCCAUUAGCUAAUGUACAUAAUGUGGAAGAAGAAGCAACAAUAAGUUUAUACCAACCCAAAAUCAUUUCGGCUUCUCAAUGUCCUUAUAAAAUUUUAUUGAUAAUAAAUAAUAUACUUACUGCUACUGUUGAAA
Molecule: messenger RNA, 1490 nt
Organism: Cephus cinctus (wheat stem sawfly)
Lineage: Eukaryota; Metazoa; Arthropoda; Insecta; Hymenoptera; Cephidae
Product: DNA ligase 1
Exons: 3
Coding region: 307-1212 (301 amino acids)
Source: RefSeq, a predicted model, not a curated record